Messenger RNA from Rotaria sp. Silwood1, 984 nucleotides. The record is from the annotation of a GenBank genome assembly. NCBI's taxonomy places the organism in Eukaryota, Metazoa, Rotifera, Eurotatoria, Philodinida, Philodinidae.
AUGAAUUACGUUCCACUGAAUGGAAAACAAGAACAAUCUACUUCGUCACCAACUUCCUUUCAUAAUUCUAAUAGAUUUUACAUUAAUCAACAAAAAGCAGUUUUACAGUUACCAAAACCUCGAUUUGAAUUAACGGUCAAUGGUCAUUCGCAUGCAAAUCAUCAGCAACAACAUUCUCAUAGAACACAAGAUUUUUCUCAUGUAACUAUUCAAAAGCCCGAUAUACGUCCUUCUCGAACACCAAUACCAUUUAGUACAAUGACGCCAAUAACUCGUACUAAUAGUCCUUUGAAUAAUGUUCAACAAAAACUAGCUGCACUCACAUUACGUUUAGAAAAAGAAUUAGAAAAUGAUGCAACUGUGGAUGAAUAUUAUGGUCAAUGUACAAAAUGUGGUCAACCAGUAACUGAUUCAUCUGAUGCUUGUCAAGCUAUGGGUGAACUUUAUCAUAAUAACUGUUUUAAAUGUGUUGUAUGUGCUAGAAUAUUACGAGGCAAAGCAUUUUAUCGUAUACAUGAUCAAGUGUAUUGUGAAGAAGAUUAUUUGUUUACUGGUUAUCAACAAAAGGUAGAGAAAUGUCAUAUUUGUGAUCAUCUUAUUAUGGAUAAGAUGCUUCAAGCACUUGGCAAUGCAUAUCAUCCUGGUUGUUUUCGUUGUUCAAUAUGUAAUGAAUGUCUUGAUGGUCUUCCAUUUACUGUUGAUAAAGAACGACGUAUACUUUGUUUAUAUGACUAUCAUAAUACUUAUGCUCCUAGAUGUGCUAAAUGUGCUUAUCCUAUUUGUCCAGAAGACGGUUCUUAUGAAACCAUUCGUGUUAUUGCUAUGAAUAAAAAUUUUCAUGUUGAAUGUUAUCGAUGUGAAGAUUGUCAAUCUAGUUUGAGUGAUGAGCAGACGAUAGCUCUUUUAGGCGGUUGCUGUCCAUUAACAGAUGGCACAUUAUUAUGUUAUCGAUGUCGAAUGCGUCGAGGUGCUAAUGACAAUUGA